CUCAGCUCGAAAUUACACCGAUUACACCUCAACGAUACAGGACAUCUUCUCAACGAUAGCAGUUUCAAUUCAAAUCAAGUUGUCAGGAGAAUGUCGUCUUCGCAAGUCAUCCGCUUCCACAAGUACAUCGUCACCCCUCAGGUCUUCUACAAGACGACGAGCAGCUAUGGAAUCGUCAACAUGCGACCUCUGAUCCCUGGCCACGUUCUCAUCUGCCCUAUGCGGGUCGUGCCUAGGCUGGCAGACCUCUCCCCCGCAGAGAUCACGGACCUCUUCCUCUCUGUACAAAAAGUUGGCAAGGUCAUCGAGAAGGAGUAUGGCGGUCAGGGUCUGACUAUGAGCUGUCAGGACGGCUCGGCGGCGGGCCAAUCGGUGCCUCAUGUGCAUAUCCACCUCUUGCCACGUCGGACGACCGAUUUCAACGGUCAGAACGACGAUGUCUACCCGGCACUCGAGAGAAGCGAGCAUCAGCUGGAUGGUAACCUGGCAGAGGUCGCGCAAGAGACCGGAAACGAGCGGAACGUGAUGAAGGUACCCAAAGAUGAGGACCGGAAGUGUAGGACCGCCGAGGACAUGGCCGAAGAAGCGGAGAGGCUAGCAACCCUGUUCCGGGAUGAGUGAACGUUCACUAGGUGGAGAUCAAGUUUGAAGCUCGAUGCAGCGGGGCGGGCGAAGAAUCAACGGCUUUCGGUCAUCAUAGAUGGACACAGCAGGAUGAUAUACAAGCAUUGCACAUAAC
Filobasidium floriforme is the source of this 739-nucleotide messenger RNA. Its product is annotated as HIT-like domain-containing protein. The record is from RefSeq and is a predicted model, not a curated record. The coding region runs from base 91 to 621 and encodes 176 amino acids. NCBI's taxonomy places the organism in Eukaryota, Fungi, Basidiomycota, Tremellomycetes, Filobasidiales, Filobasidiaceae. Gene Ontology annotation, molecular function: catalytic activity. The transcript is spliced from 4 exons.